Molecule: messenger RNA, 4134 nt
Organism: Torulaspora globosa
Lineage: Eukaryota; Fungi; Ascomycota; Saccharomycetes; Saccharomycetales; Saccharomycetaceae
Gene: TSC11
Product: TORC2 complex subunit TSC11
Exons: 1
Coding region: 1-4134 (1377 amino acids)
Biological process (GO): TORC2 signaling
Cellular component (GO): TORC2 complex
Source: RefSeq, a predicted model, not a curated record
AUGUCGAGCAUGAAGGGUAGCCCAAAUGAUGAUAGACUUCGCUCCAGAUUGGACACAGCGACUAACGAUAGCAUGAUGGUUGGAAAUUACAAUAGCGGUAAUAAGAGAAACAGGCAGAAUUUGGUGCUUUCAACUUCAUUUGUAUCUACCCAAAAACUAGCCAAUGCUCCCACUUCUCCCGCAAGUCCACUGCAAGCAAGAAGGCCUCGAACCAGCGUGAGUAAGGCCCUAUUAGCCCUGAGGAAUGAGAUUAAUGAGUUGCAGCAACAGUUGGUGCAGGCUAGAAAGGGCAAGGAGAAUGCAGAACGAAUACGAGACUCGGCGACAUCUGAAAUAUACAAGGGGGCCUACUCAACUGAUCAUCUGCAUAAACAUUCGAUGAGAAUCCGAGCGAAUAGCCAAAUUCGAGAUAUGGACAAGGUAAUAAGGAAGCUGGAGCGACAGAUUGCUGAUUUGAAGCACCAGCAUGAGCAGUCUAAGAGAUUGAAGGAUCUGGGGAAGCUGCCCGAUAGAUUGCAAGUUAAAAUGAUGAACCAUGGCUCGCUGGAGAACGUUGGUCGGCAACAAAGUAGCUCCAGUCUGAGUACGUUUGGGAAUGGAGAUGCAGCAGAUUCUAAAAGAGAUCAUGUUGCAGAUGAGGAGGAUGAGGAAGACGAAGAGGACGAAGAGGAUGAAGAAGAAGAAGAAGUGCAACUCAGACAUGCACACAAGAAUGACGAGGCACGUUCCCUGGGGAGUUCUUCUGCCCGAAUAAGUUCAGCGGCUAGUACUACAUUUAAUACCUCCCAUAUUGAGACCGCAACUUGGCUUGUAAGUGACUACAUGCAAAGUUUACAGGAUACGAGCUUAAGUCCAGGGCUUGUGUUGAAAAAGGCUAACGGCCUGGUGUCGUUGCUUAAGGAACAGCCCGAAAUCAGAAAAAACUUAGUUUUACACUCAUUCAUGCCAUCUAUGCAGGCCCUUUUGCUUAGCGGCGACAAAAUCAUAGCCGCUGCCGCAUACAGAGUUUGCAGAUAUCUUAUUACAGACGCAGCAUUCGUGGAAUGGUUAUUCCAACUUCAUUUUGAUGCCUUUAUCGUCGUGUCUUUAGCCAAAGAGAACGUGUAUCAUGUCGAGAGAGAACAAGCACUCAAAUUCGUAAGAGCAUUCAUAGAUAUAAAUGCACGGAUCCCGAAAGAAAUACUUCAGGCUGUAAUAAGUUGCAUUGAGAAGCAAGAUGACAAGUUGAGGCAUGCAGCGCUGGAAACGUUACUCGAGCUUUGCUUUAUUGCUCCGGAUGCGGUGAAUGACUGCCAGGGCAUGAGGGUAUUGGAGGCAGCCUUGAGAGACUACUCUCAUUUUUCGGUCGCGUCCAUUAUCCUGGAUACAGUUCUGCAAUUAAUGUCGUCAAAUUCCACAAGACAGUACGUCUUAAAGGAUUUUGAUAUUUCAGUGCUUAUAACGGUAUUCUCUGACACCAACACAAAAGCUUCUUUUCAAGUGGAAAGAAUGCGAAAUGCUUCACUUCUUCUCGCUAAAGCGUUGAAAGACUAUAACGGAUUGAUGCUUUUCUCGAUUGAUAAUUUCAAGCCCUUAAAAGCACUAUUAUCGUUCUUCCAGAUUCCAUUUUGUGCCCAAUAUUUAAUUGACGUCUUUCUGGAUGUGUUGCGCAUCAAGAAAAUAUUCUACAAAGAUCCUAAAGGUUCAUUUGAUCUGGUGCCGUCUCAGUUCGUUGAGGAAUCUAUGCUCGUUAAUCAACAUACAGCUUUGCUUGUGCUCAUACUGCAUCGCAGUGGCUUCGUGGAACAAGUGAUGAAGCUAAUUGACAAGAAUAAGGAGAAUGACGUUAGGGCUAUGUUAGUCUCCAAAGUAAGGUACUUGCUGAGCGAGUUCCUUAAUUUGGCAAUGAAUCUUCUAGGUAUGAAUGUUUCGUUUGCCAACGAAGUGGCGCCGCCCUGCAACGCUGCACUUUAUGAGGAAGCCUUUGAGUUCUGCAAAAUGUCCAGUAAUGUGAAUAAAAGUCGAAAUACCUUAGGCAUGGCAACAAUAGAUUAUCGCAAAAAUGUGAAGAACUUUUCCCAGAACAUCAAAGGCAGCAAAAUGGGACGUAAAUUUGACGAUUUGAAAUUCAGAAAGAUGGUCUAUGAUUCGAAAGUUCUGCAAACGAAAGAUUUCUCGAAGUGGAAUUGGAAUCUGAUAUUGGAAUUAGUGGAAGGUCCGUUGCGCAAUGUUAAGCAGUUGGAUGAACUUGCGAGAUCCACCAAGUUUAUCAGGCGACUGCUGGUCUUUUACAGACCUCUAAGAAUGAGGUUUUCUGCCAUCAACAAAGGCACACGUCAAUCUCAGAGGUACGUGGAGGUAGGUUGUCAGUUCUUUCGAAUGCUCACAGCCACUGGGGUUGGCACGAAGAUCCUGAUGGAUGAUACAAAGAUUAUAUCCCAACUCGCCUCAUUGCUUUAUCGUGCCAUGGAAGGGCAUACAACAGGCAAUAUAAUUAAUAACAGCACUCUGGAUACUAAGCUUAUUUCUGGGUAUUUUAAGUUUAUUGGUGUGCUCACCCAAUCAUCUAAUGGUAUCAUGGUCCUGAAACGUUGGAAUUUCUUCACUGUGUUUUACAAAAUGUUCGAUUGCGAUUCCCCUUUGUCACUUCGAUUUUUACAACUAACUUUGCCGGAGCUUGGUCUGAAAUAUUCUGGUCAUUGCAAGACCAUCAUCGGAAAGGCUCUUGUCAUCUCAAAUGAGGAGAUCAGAGUUAGGGCCACAGAAAACUUAGCUGAUAAACUGAAAGAAGUAUACGAUUCUAAUCAAGAUAGCGGCAAUUUUGGAAUAAUCCAUGACAGAAAGAGCUUACAAAAGUACGUCAUUGACAUGCUAACACGACAACUCUACGACCUCAGUCCGAAAGUGGUUGCUGCGGCAGACCAAGCUUUAUAUGAUUGUAUCAUGGCGGAGGAAUGCUCUCAGGAGACGAUUUCUUCGCUUAAGACUUCACUUAAGCAAAUGGUUUUCAUACGAUCGCCCUUGCUCUUCGAGCUCUUGGGAACGCCUUAUGGUUUUAAGCUAUUGAAUAGCAUUGACUUUGUCGAAGCAGAAAGAAAGUCCUGGUUAGAGUCGAAAAACAGAGAGUUUGUUUCAUAUAUUGAGGGAUUCCUAACUAUAGAUGAUUAUGACCCUUCGACCUACGCAUCGCAUAAAGACCAUCAGACGAAAAGGCUACCACAACAUUUCUAUGGCAGUCUUGCUAAAACUGAAGAUGGUAUAGCCCUCAUUAGCAAAGGUGGUGAUCUUCUAACUUUCAUCAGUACGAUUAAAAAAUAUACAUCUGACUCAGAUGCACAGAAACCUGAAAAUCAAGAUCAAGCCAUGGACGUCAAAUCGGCACUGUGGUGUGCCGGUUAUAUAGGCUCUACCACGCUGGGCAUCGGGUUGCUCGACAAUUUCGAAGUUGUUAAAGAGAUUAUCAAAAUCUCCUACCAGGCCAGCGAAACAACGGUGAGAUUCACAGCAUUUUUCGCUUUAGGGUUAAUGAGCAGGACCCAGGAAGGAUGCGAAAUUUUAGAUGAAAUGGGCUGGUGCUGCUGUCUGAACGUCCAAGGAAACGCUAUGGGAAUCACAUACCCAAAGAGAUUGGAUAAAUUUCUAUCCUUCAAAGAAAUGCCGUGGUCCAUGCAGGACAAUUACAAAGAGGAAAUGAUCGAGUUCGAUGCAGUGCAUGGCGAAUUGGUUGGCGAAGUCGAACCGAUAAAUUUUAACCUCGAUCUAUUACUGACAGAGAAAGAUAUGAUAGACAACCCGUUGAACGACGACACCACGGAGGAGCCAACAGGAAAUGCAGAAAGGCUCCUCUUACAGGAGCAAGCCUAUAGAACGAAGCAGCUACAUACCGCCGAAGAAGACAAAAUUCUGAGUGAAAUCCUUGAAGCCGUCAGUCAACUCGGCAACCACAUCCUGUCCAAUAACGCCAUAAAGGAGAUCACAAACAUGAACCACAGAUAUGGACCAAAACUAUUCGAAAGCGAAGUCGUGUUCUUCAAGAUCAUGGAGAUGAUGGCCCAGUUCAGGUUCAAACCACACGUUCGAAAGUUCCUCUGUGGUCUAUUCAUCAACGAAAAAGCCCUGGAAAACGUUAUAAGGCAUGACAGAAAGAGAGCUUAA